AUGAAUGAAGAGUAUGAAAUGUCUGAAAAAGACUACAAGAAGAUGAGGAAGUCACAGCCAAAGAGAGAAAGGAUCCUCAGGGAAGACUUUGGAGACCCGUCAGAAAUAGGAGGGUUCAAAGGCCCUUGGAGCAGAUUCGUGGGUGCCCGUGAGGAUAAGAAGGGACCAAGAGAUGUUAAGGAAGAACAAUCUUUGAGGCGAAUUGUUAACAAACACUGUCUAACAGUAGGAAAGGAAAGGUCCAGAAGUAACUAUUUCCUAUCUAUGGAAGACGCAAGCCUAAGUAGAGUACCAUCAAAAAGAUUCCUUGUCCCGAAAGGCAAUAUCAUGUUAUUUCACGAUCAUAAAGACAUGGUUUCUUCUGUUAGUCUGUUCAGAAGACACAAACUCCUCCUGACCUCUGGACUUGAUGGGAAGGCAUACUUGUACAACCUAAGGGCUGGUGACCUUGUGACAACAUAUAUGGGGCACAGCAAGGGUGUAUCCUCAGCUACAUUGUCUGAGUGUGAAAGUAAAUUCAGCACAAUAUCGUUCGAUGGAUUCUUGAAGGUAUGGGACAUAGAAACAGGAAGAUGCAAUGCAAAGAUAGACCUAGAAUGCCCACUUACCUGCCAAUCGUUCAAGGAGCUGGGCAAAGCUGUUUUUAUAGGUGGACUAGAUGGGAGAAUCAGAACUGUGGAUACGAGGAACAGAAAAGCCUUGAAUGGUGCCAAAGAAGAAUCUCACCCAUCAAGGCAGACCACUUUUGGGCCUUCCUCCAUAUGUGACAUUCUCCUCGUCGAACAAGACAACUUCCUGGUAUUCACAAGGAAAAAGGGCUCCCUACAUUACCUUGACCUAAGGAAUGAUCGGAUUGUCAAAACCCACAAUGGUUCCUGUUCUUUCAUUGGGCUUAAUCCUGAAGAAAAUACUCUUAUGAUCACGGCUAGUGAUGAAGUUAUACUUCUUGAUGUCUCCACUCUUGAGGAAGGGGGAGAAAGAAUAAAGGCUCUGGGAUGCUCCACUAGAGUAAAGGCAUCCCCGGAUGGCUCCAUGCUAUGCUUUGGAGACACAAAUGGACUUGUCAACUUCAUUGCCCGAAGUUCUACAAAGGAAACAUCUCUUGGGUCCACGAGCGAAGCACUAACUACAAUCGAUUGGAUAGAUGGAAGCUCCUCAAGUCUUGUGUCAGGGGAUGUGCUCGGAAACAUAAAGGUGUGGGAAUGA
Molecule: messenger RNA, 1206 nt
Organism: Encephalitozoon romaleae SJ-2008
Lineage: Eukaryota; Fungi; Microsporidia; Unikaryonidae
Product: WD40 domain-containing protein
Exons: 1
Coding region: 1-1206 (401 amino acids)
Biological process (GO): mRNA splicing, via spliceosome
Cellular component (GO): catalytic step 2 spliceosome
Molecular function (GO): mRNA binding; protein binding
Source: RefSeq, a predicted model, not a curated record